Lepisosteus oculatus (spotted gar) is the source of this 2785-nucleotide messenger RNA. Lineage: Eukaryota; Metazoa; Chordata; Actinopteri; Semionotiformes; Lepisosteidae. The record is from RefSeq and is a predicted model, not a curated record.
GAAAUGCUUUAUCUGGGGCAAUUCGGAUUUUAAAAAGUGUACUGUAACGGUGCAAACGUUAGGUAAAAUGCCGUAGUUCACAGUACACUGGAAAGUCCUUGUUGUAAAAAUAUUACACAAAAAAAAAGAUCAAAGUUUGUUUUUCUUAGAAGGUAGUGCAAAGUAACACUUUACUGCUGGUGUCAGUUUAUUUGGGCUUCUCAACCCUGGUCUUCAGAACCCUUGUAUCUGUGGGAUUACAUUUUUUUAUGAGCAUUCAAUUCAUUAAUCCAUCAAAUCCAGGAUGGACGGUUUAACUCAACUAUUCUGUUUUUAUGAAGAACAGAACCUGCAAUCUACAUUUUCCUGGCACUUGAAAGUAGUAAUGGAAUCCUAAUGGGAAGAACUGUUAAUUCAGUAUAAGGAUCCAAUGACAGAAGUAAAGAAGAAAGAACCGCCAAACACAGGCCUAUGAUUUAACCCAGCUGUGGACAAAAUAUUCAGAACUCCAAGUUAGACGAAAGACGGAUUUUAUCACCUCCCCGGCCAUGGCAGAACCCAGAUCUCAGCUAUGAUGUCGUCCCCUGGGGCGGGCACACCGAGCGAUGCCCUCCUGCCCAGUCCGGGGGGCCCCUGCGGAGCAGCUUGGGGCCCCUCUGGCUUCCCAUCAUCCACCACCCGCCACCUCAGCCACCGCGCCAACAACUUCAAGCGGCACCCCAAAAGGCGGAAGCUGAUCCGGCCCUCGCCCCCUCCGCCCCCCAACACCCCCUGCCCCCUGGGGCAGCUGGACCUCAGCGAGCUGCCCCCGCCGCGGCGCACCUUCCCGGAGCUGCUCUUCAACGGCUGCAUCCUGUUCGGCAUCGAGUUCAGCUACGCCAUGGAGACGGCCUACGUCACCCCCGUGCUGCUGCAGAUGGGCCUGCCCGACCAGUUCUACAGCCUGGUGUGGUUCAUCAGCCCCAUACUGGGAUUCCUGGUCCAGCCGAUCCUGGGUGCGUGGAGUGACCGCUGUACUUCCUGCUUCGGCCGACGCCGGCCCUUCAUCCUGGUGCUGGCCAUCGGGGCGCUGUUUGGCCUGACGCUGGUGCUCAACGGCCGGGACAUCGGGACAGCGCUGGCCGACACUGCGGCCAAUCACAAGUGGGGGAUCGUGCUGACCGUGUGCGGCGUGGUCCUGAUGGACUUCAGCGCCGACUCGGCGGACAACCCCAGCCACGCGUACAUGAUGGACGUGUGCAGCCCGGAGGAUCAGGAUCGCGGCCUCAACAUCCACGCGCUGCUGGCAGGGCUCGGCGGCGGCUUUGGCUACGUGGUUGGCGGCAUCAACUGGGACCACACGGAGUUCGGGAGGUCACUGGGGGGUCAGCUGAGGGUCAUCUACCUCUUCACCAGCAUCACCCUUAUUGUCGCCACGGCGAUGACGCUCACUAGCAUCCCGGAGCGGCCCCUGGCCCAGGCACAUCCCCUGAAGCGUCCCAGGAACACGCUGAAGAGCCCCAGUCUGCCCCUGCCCCCCUCGCCCCCUGUCCCCCCCGGGCAGGCGCAGGUGGACGAUGGAGAGGGGAAUGAGGACGUGAGGGCUGCUGGGGAAGAACUCCAUAGCUACCAGUGCUAUGACCCGAACCCCUGCCAGCCCGACCCCCUGGCUCUGUCUGUCAGCACCCACACGCGACUCUACGCUGGCCUCACCAGCCCCCUCUCGCCUCUCAGCCCACUUACGCCCAAAUACGGCAGCUUCAUCAGCCGGGACAGCUCCCUCACUGGCAUCAACGAGUUCGCCUCCUCUCUCGGGACGUCCUACAUCGACAGCGUGCUGAUCGACUGCUACACAGGACAGCAGACACCCCAGCCACCUGAGCCCGAUGGCUGCACCCACCCUCUCCCAGCGGGGGACACCCCUCCCACUCUUGGGUCGGGGGGAGGCCUGCCAAGGGCAGGCAGCUCAGGGAUCCUGAAGCGCCCCCAAAGUCUGGCUCUGCUGGACGACACUCUGCCGCCCACGGGCCCUGGGGCAGAGAACGGCCGCAGGAGAACUGUCACCUUCAGGCAGCAGGUGGCAAACAUCCUCCUGAACGGGGUGCGCUAUGACAGCGACCUGAGCAACAGCACCGAGGUCCCAGACACUCAGCUUUCCAUGAGGGUGCUGUGCAACGCCAUCUACAGGAUGCCCCAGCCACUGCGCAGUCUCUGCACCAACCACUUCCUGGGCUGGCUGUCCUUUGAGGGGAUGCUGCUCUUUUACACCGACUUCAUGGGGGAGGCAGUGUUCGGGGGUGACCCCAAGGCCCCCCACGACUCAGAGCCCUACCGACUAUACAACAGUGGGGUCAGCAUGGGCUGCUGGGGUAUGUGCAUCUAUGCCUUCAGUGCUGCCUUCUACUCUGCGAUCCUGGAGAAGCUGGAGGAGCGUUUUUCCUUGCGCUCCCUCUAUUUCUUUGCGUACUUGGCGUUCGGGCUGGGCACCGGUCUCGCCACCCUCUCUACCAACCUGUACGUGGUGCUGUCCCUGUGCGUCACCUACGGCGUCCUCUUCUCCUCGCUGUGCACCCUGCCCUACUCCCUGCUCUGCGAGUACUACCAGAGCCCGCAGGUCAGAGCCGGGCCCGGCGUGGGGGGCCUCUUGUGUCUUUGUGGCCUGGCCCUCGUGUUGCUGAGUCAGGGCAGCCAGGACGUUACCAAGAAUGUGAGAAAGAUUGCCCGAAAGCUGACGAGAGGGCAGGAGGGGGAUUCGGCACGUCUUUCCCAGCUGGUUUUGUUAGUUAAUUGAUACAGCAGUCAUACCCAGCUGUUCGGUGAAUCUUUC